GAUGUUUAAACGUUUAAUAUCAUCAUUUCCUUUAAAAAAUACUAAAUUUCAAUUAAAUUCAUUUAGAAAUUUGAGUUAUUGUGUAGAUCCUACACUUGGACUUACUGAAGAACAAAAAGAAAUUCAAAAAACGGCUAAAGAAUUUGCCAAAAAUGAACUAUUUCCGCAUAUGGAUGAAUUUGAUACUAAAGGCGAAUUACCUCUUCAUGCCUUUGAGAAAGCUGGGGAAUUAGGUUUUGGUGCUAUUUAUUGUAGUGAAGAAUAUAAUGGUGCUGGUCUGGGACGAUAUGAGGCAGCAUUGGCAUUUGAGCAAUUAGCUGGUGGAUGUACAAGCACUGCUGCUUAUAUGGCUGUACAUAAUAUGGUCCCUUGGAUGAUUGACCGUUUUGGAACUGAAGAACAAAAAAGAAAAUAUAUUCCUGAUUUGGCUAGUUUUAAAAAAUUAGCUUCUUAUGGCCUUACUGAACCGGGAAGUGUUAACGGUUCUAAAGCAUUUAUUAGCGGCAGUGGUGUAUCUAGUGUUUAUUUGGUAAUGAUGCGUUUGGCCGAUGGACCACCGGGACCGAAAGGAAUUUUUUCUUUGCUUAUGACACCAGAUAUGCCUGAUGAAAGAAAAUUUGGUUGGUGUACACAACCAACUAGAAUAAUUACUUUUGAGGAUGUUAAGGUGCCAAUAACAAAUAGAGUUGGAGAAUUGGGUCAAGGAUUUACAAUUGCAAUGGAAGGAUUGAAUGGAGGUCGAAUAAAUAUAGCUGCUUGUUCAUUGGGUGCAGCACAAAUGAGUUUAGAUUUGGCUAUUAGUCACACGAAAAUUCGUGAGGCUUUUGGGAAAACAAUUUCUCAGUUUCAAUGGACACAAUUUAAAUUGGCAGAAAUGGCUGUUAAAUUAGUUACAUCAAGAUUGUUAUUGCGAGAAGCUUGUUUGCACGUAGAAAAUGAUACACCAAAUGCAUCUUCCUAUAGUGCAAUGGCAAAAUUGUAUAUAACAGAUGAAGCUUUUAAUGUUGUAAAUCAAGCAGUUCAAAUGUAUGGUGGUUAUGGUAUGCUUAAAGAUUACCCUCUUCAGCAAUAUUUACGUGAUUGUCGUGUCCAUCAAAUAAUUGAAGGAACAAAUGAAAUAAUGCGUCUCGUGGUGGCUCGAAAUCUUUUGAGUAAUGAAAUAUUUAAUGAAAUGUGA
Messenger RNA from Meloidogyne enterolobii, 1177 nucleotides. Lineage: Eukaryota; Metazoa; Nematoda; Chromadorea; Rhabditida; Meloidogynidae. The record is from the annotation of a GenBank genome assembly.